GCUCAGGCGUCUGUUGCAUCAGGGCUUUCGAGUAGCAUAUAAAGACUGUCGCUAUGGCACAGGCUUGCGGCUGCCAGGUGAUCUGUCCAGUUUAGAUGGACUGCAUCAAUCCCUUGGCGUUACGUCUAUCUCUGCGUGCAUAGAGCCUUGCAGCUUCUCAAAACACUCCAAGGACUUUCAUGGUGCAACCAGUACGCCAGAGGAGAGCACUUCAGCGUACUCAGCGUCUGCAAAUACCUCAGAUCGUCCACCUAAUGCAGCUCCAUCUUGCAAAUCUUUUUCCCAUGCGGGCCAAACAAAUCGGACUAGCACAUGCAGCUGGUAUUUUAAUGGUUGUAAGCAAUGGGACAGGGCAAGUCGGGUGUCGUUACCUCAGUCUCGAGACUUCGCAACAGUGCCCAGCAGGUUUGCAGGUCAUGAAAGCAGGGCAGCCCGUAAGAUAGCUCAAAGAAAGGGCAGGCCUUCUGAGGUAGUAAACGCGGAAUCAGAUGCUCCUAUGGAUCCCAUUCAGUCAGACAGCAGGGAAGUGACAGAGGCGAAUGAGGGCAAGCCAUCUGAUGUGCAGGUAGCAGAGGCAGUGAACCAUCCAGCGCUGAUCAUCACGCGAGAGAUUGAAUGGGGGACGGUGAUCCUGGGCUUUGAGCAGGCCAACCGCUACACAGUGCUGGACCAGGAUGGCAAUGUGGUGGCGCUAAUGGCAGAGGACACGGGCUCGCUCGGCACCGCCGUUGGCCGGCAGCUUCUGCGCACCCGCCGCUCAUUCACUGCCACCGUAUUCAGCCCGGACGGCAGCCAGGUGAUCUUUCGCGUGCGGCGACCAAUGUAUCUCAUAAACAGCACAAUCAUUGUGGAGGAUGGAGAAGGCACACCAGUGGGCGAGGUGCACCAGCGGUGGCAUCUGUGGAAGCGCAAGUACGGCCUCUACCUGGAGAGGAACCAGUUUGCAGCCAUCGAGGGGAACUUCCUGGCCUGGGAGUUUGUGCUGCGAGACCAGGACGGAGGUGUGUUGGCGCUGAUAGAUCGCAAUUUCCAGGGCUUUGGCAAGGAGCUCUUCACAGAUGCGAGCAAGUAUGUCAUCCACUUUGGGUCCAAGCCAACCGAGGCUGCUGAGCAGGUAGCCAACACUAUUGCUGCAGCACACCCAGACAAGCCCCGGCCGGAAGUCACUGCGCUGGCAAAGCUGCGCACCGACGUAGCAGUCGUGCCCACCCAGACCGGCAACCAGCUGGAGGUGGUGCGGCCACUGGUGCUGGAUGAGCGAAUGACUGCGCUGGCUGCGGCCAUCUCCAUCGACUACGACUACUUCUCGCAGCACAGCCACGGCCCGGGCAUGAUGCCAGGCUUCCUCUUCCCCAUGCCCAUCCCCACCCCCUCCUACCCAGAUCCCGAUGCCGGCCCCGACCCCGGCCCCGGCGCCGACGGCGAUGCCUCCGCACCGGACGCCAGCCCAGCCCCAGGUGGCAGUGAUGCUGGGGCCCCGGCGGGAGCAGAGCCGCUUGACCGCGACCUGGGCAGUGACGGGUUCGAGUCACCCCCCGACAGCGGCGGAGAUGGCGGCAGUGGUGGAGGCAACAGCUGGUUUGGAAGGGACGAUGACAGCGGUGGGGAUGUUGGAGGGGACAGCGGUGGGGAUGGGGGGUCCCUGUGGGGGGACCUGUCAGGAUUCUUCAGCGAUUAAUGAUUGCAACAGGGGUCAUCUUGUAAAACGGACCUGCUUGUGGACGGCAUUGCAUUUGGAUCAUGCUGCCUGGCAGUGGAACGUCAUGGGAGAGCACAUUGCGCAGUGUGCGUGCAAGCCUUGGUGAUGAUGUACAAUGGAAUGCAUGGAUGGCCUUGUGGUCAGGUUCCAAGGAGUUCCCGGACCUCAAUUACUUGAUUUUGUGUCUCAAGACAAGCGCAAUUACAAUCAGAGUACUUAGUGUCCACAUUGGCAUCCAAGUUGGUGAAUGCAGCCAAAUCAUUAGAGAAGAGGUAUGCAGACAUCGCCCUUGAAGGCAGGGCGAGCGCCAGGAGAUAGGAGGAAGGACUGCCUCGCAAGUGCACGUCAUGUAACAGCAAUACAAUG
Molecule: messenger RNA, 2065 nt
Organism: Coccomyxa subellipsoidea C-169
Lineage: Eukaryota; Viridiplantae; Chlorophyta; Trebouxiophyceae; Coccomyxaceae
Product: Scramblase-domain-containing protein
Exons: 9
Coding region: 497-1678 (393 amino acids)
Biological process (GO): plasma membrane phospholipid scrambling
Cellular component (GO): plasma membrane
Molecular function (GO): phospholipid scramblase activity
Source: RefSeq, a predicted model, not a curated record